Molecule: messenger RNA, 2410 nt
Organism: Orussus abietinus
Lineage: Eukaryota; Metazoa; Arthropoda; Insecta; Hymenoptera; Orussidae
Product: P3 protein
Exons: 7
Coding region: 361-1695 (444 amino acids)
Cellular component (GO): membrane
Source: RefSeq, a predicted model, not a curated record
AUUAAAAAAAGCUUGUCUAUCGAUUGCUGGAAUUUUCGUUUUUUCUUUUAUUAAACUUUGCAUUAGUUGCAAUUCUGUGAAACUGCGUCGAAAGGAAGUGCGCCACUUUUGUAAAAAAAAAUACUUCGUAUGGGGAAAGAUUACCAUUUCCAUUACUAUUGACCUACAAUGUAAUUCCAAAAGUGGAUGAAGUGGAAGUUGCCGUAACUUGCGGAGCUUAUAGUUGCGCAGUUCAAAUAAAUCGUUUUGAUUUAGUUAUGAAACUAUUACUUUAUUUCAACUACUUUCAAAGAAACAUUCAUACGUGGGUAAAUAUUUGUACACGUAAAGGUCCAAGAGUGCUUCUCAUCUUAUCAGAAAAUGAGAUACUUAAUAUUAGGACUGCUCCUUAUGGGAGCAGUUCAAGCGAUGGGCCAAGAUAUGGAAUCUGUGUCUGUGACAAUUGAAAUGACAAGCACAAUAUCAUCACUGUAUACAGUUCCUGUACCUUUAACAGAAUAUAAGAAUAUUAGUCUUUCUGCCAGUACCUCCAACGAUAAGAUCGUUACCGUACAAGUCCCUGUAUUUAACGAAAAAGAUGUUCAGAAUGGUUUUUGGAAUGCUACUUUUAACAUCACUGCGGUAUUCUUAGGAUACGCUGAAGUCUCAGUGAAUGCAACAGUGGAUGGGAUGGUUGAGAGAAUGUCCAUAUUCAAAGUGACCGUAAUUCGUCCGCAGCGACCAAUAGAUAUAAUUUUUACUGCAAGUGUCGCCAUUCUUGUAUCUAUUCUGUAUAUUAAUUUUGGAUGCGCUAUGGACUGGGAGAUAUGUCGCAAAACUCUGCGAAAACCCAUCGGACCUACCAUUGGCUUCAUCACGCAGUUCCUUUUCAUGCCAGUGAUAAGUUACGUGGUUGGUUACUUUCUAUUUCCGGAUAAUCACGAGAUGCAGCUUGGCAUGUUUUUCACAGGAGUAAGUCCCAGUGGUGGUGCUUCUAACAUCUGGACCUUACUUCUCGGAGGGAAUAUAAAUCUCUCCAUUACCAUGACCACCAUCUGUACUAUCGCCGCAUUUGGAAUGAUGCCAUUGUGGAUCUUUACAUUGGGAAGACGAAUAUUCGAGCGAGCUCAUCUCGUAGUUCCCUACUCUCGGAUCGCGAUGUUUGCAAUCGCCCUUGUGCUUCCCCUUGCGAUUGGGUACUUCAUCCAGAAAAAGCUCCCCAGGCUCUCUCGCCUGAUGGUCAGAAUCAUGAAACCCUUCUCCGCUAUCCUUAUCAUCUUCAUUGUAGUGUUUGCCAUCAUAACAAACCUUUACCUCUUCCAACUCUUCUCCUGGCAGAUCAUUGUUGCUGGAAUGGGUCUGCCGUGGCUUGGAUACAUAUUCGGUUACUUGGUCUCGCUUGUCAUGAGACAACCCACGCCUGACACCAGAGCAAUCUCCAUCGAAACAGGAAUUCAGAACACUGGAAUCGCGAUCUUCCUCUUACGGUUCAGUCUGGACCAACCAGCUGCAGAUUUGACCACUGUUGUGCCAGUUUCUUGUGCCAUAAUGACACCAUUGCCACUCAUUCUUCUUUACAUCGUGAGACUGGUAGUAAAUCGGAGACAGAAGGAAGAACUGCACUAUUCGAAAGAAAAGCUGGAAGACAAUGAUAAACCAGUACCCACCAUAUCCAACUCGGAUGCAUCGACAGUGCACAACCCCAUGCUCCAAUAAGUGGAGGGUAUGGCACAGGAGAUUGUUAUCGUUACUUAUUAUGGAUGUUUAAGAUUUUAUGGUGACCUUACAUUCAGGUAACAGAGGGUAAGCUAAUGCUCCGGCAUGCUGUGUCCAUUGGCUCCUGCGAUUGGUCUUAAAAUUUCGAAGCAGGUUGAAAUCUCAGUUGGAAUUUUCUACAUUAUUUAUUACCGUUCGAACGCCAUAUUUAAUGCUGCAUGUUUGGACGAGGGUUUAUUCGGUUGAUUUAGGUCCCUGUGGUGACUCUCGAACUGUGAUGUUUAGGUCUACCGAUCAAAUGCUAAUUUUAAAAGUCACUCGAAGUUCGUGAUAUGUACUUUCCUGAGAUUAUCCAGGUUACAUUUUGUAAGGUUUUGUAUGUAGACUUAGUCAGUACUAACAAUAAUGGUGUUUGGCUGGUUACUAACAGAUUGCCUAGAAUAUUGGAAGUUGUUAUUUAAUAUUGGUGCAUUGUUGGUAGAUCCUAACCUGAAAUCAAUUGCGCUUGGCAGUGCAAGAGAUCUAAAUUAGGAGCAUCGAAUGCUCUCCAACUGGAAUCUAAUUGCGAGGAUUGAAUACUAUAUGUAUAUUGAACCAUUUUUUACGCAAUUUUAUUGAACCGUUACCAACAUGUCCUGUCAUGUUAAAAAGAAACAUAUUUAUUCAGUGGAUACGUUUACAGUUGUAUACGAAAAAUAAAGGACAUUCUCAAGAC